Ixodes scapularis (black-legged tick) is the source of this 1551-nucleotide messenger RNA. RefSeq names its product isocitrate dehydrogenase [NAD] subunit gamma, mitochondrial. Bases 139 to 1302 code for a protein of 387 amino acids. Gene Ontology annotation, biological process: isocitrate metabolic process; tricarboxylic acid cycle. The record is from RefSeq and is a predicted model, not a curated record. Gene Ontology annotation, cellular component: mitochondrion. The transcript has 10 exons. Gene Ontology annotation, molecular function: oxidoreductase activity, acting on the CH-OH group of donors, NAD or NADP as acceptor; NAD binding; magnesium ion binding. Lineage: Eukaryota; Metazoa; Arthropoda; Arachnida; Ixodida; Ixodidae.
ACUAGAUGAUGCUAAACUCGCUAAAACGGUGCCCGACCCUCCUCUCCGUAUGUCCGUAUCUCGGGUCUCGACUGAACGGAGUGACUGAGUCCUGACUGGUGUUGACUGACUGGACGGGGACACGGGGGACAUAAAGGUAUGGCGAAUUCGGUGCGCUUGCUGAGGACCCUCACGCAACAAACGCCCCGAAUCUUGUUGCCAUCGGCCACAGCGGCCACGCUCCCGCCUCGAAAGCACUUUUCAGGCGAAGCACUACCGGCGCACCUCACGGCGAAGGCCAAGUAUGGGGGCCGCUUCAUGGUCACCGUUUUACCUGGGGACGGGAUUGGCCCCGAGCUCAUGAAGCACGUCCGUGAGGUCUUCAGGUAUGCGGGCGUGCCUGUGGACUUUGAGGAAGUUCACCUGGAUACCGACCAUGAUGACUUGGACAACGUCGAUGAGGCCAUCAUUGCGAUCAAGAGGAAUGGCGUGGCCCUCAAAGGCAACAUAGAGACGCGGCACAACUCUCCAAAUGCCAAGUCGCGCAACGUGGAGCUGCGACUGCGGCUGGGGCUGUUUGUCAACGUGAUCCACUGCAAGAGCUUUCCGGGAGUUCACACCAGGCACCAGGGCAUCGACAUCGUCCUCAUCCGGCAGAACACCGAAGGAGAGUACAGCUGCGCCGAACACGAGAGCGUUCCUGGCGUCGUGGAGAGUCUGAAGCUGAUUACACGCAAGAAGUCUGAGGAAAUUGCUCGCUACGCCUUUGAGUUCGCCAGGCAGAAUGGGCGGAAGAAGAUCACAGCUGUGCACAAGGCCAACAUCAUGAAGCUCUCCGACGGGCUGUUUCUCAAGUGCUGCAAAGAAAUUUCGGUUGACUACCCAGAGAUUGAAUUCGACAACAUGAUCAUCGACAACUGCAGCAUGCAGUUGGUGUCUUAUCCAGCCCAGUUUGACGUGCUGCUUCUACCCAACUUGUACGGAAACAUCCUGACCAACAUCGCCUGUGGUCUUGUUGGUGGGCCUGGCAUCACAUCUGGCAGGAAUUAUGGCCACGAGUAUGCUGUGUUUGAGACGGGCACACGAAACACCGGAAAGUCAAUUGCCGGGAAGAAUAUUGCCAACCCCUUGGCUAUGAUGAAUGCCGGCGUUGACCUUCUGGACCACCUGGGGUUAAAAAAGGAUGCGACCGUCAUCAGGAAUGCUAUCGACAAGACACUCAAUGUGGACAAGAUCCACACACCAGAUCUGGGAGGCCAGGCAAGCACGCGUGACGUCGUGAACAAUAUCAUAAAGGAAGUCCAAGAAACCACACGUCUCUAGGUUUCCCAUGCUUCCCGGCAAUACCGUUCGCUCGCAAUCGCUUUUAGAGGUGUGUACACUUAGAUGCCUGCUAGAAUCCCAAAUACUCUUCACGGGGCCUAUUUAAUGAAAGUGCGUCGAUUGCUCCAGUCCCGUGUUGGAGAAAAAGUAUUUAUGUUGUACCAUAGUGCCGCGACAUUGAACAAAAAUAAUGACGAGAGCAAUGUUUUACCAACCAACCAACAGAUCAAUAAAGAUGUGUGUGUACAA